CAGAUAGUCGCUCGUUAUAUUAACUCCCUCUGGAUAAUAAAAUUGAAAGUAUACUCAAUGAAAUCAAUAACUAUUUUAUUGUUUUUGAUCUUGCAGCUACUCUGUGUAACUGCAGCUCCAACCUCUCUUUUGAAACCAUCCCAAGAUAGUUGGUAUAAUUUACCUAAAAAUUUUGAAGAUGCUCAACCAGGUGAUAUCUUGAAAUGGAGAAAAACUCCUGCCCCUAUCGACUCUCCUUUCUUUACUUUGAAUAUUAGAAACUCCUGGCAACAAAUGGUAAGAUCUACCGAUUCUUUAGGAAACCCAACUGUUGCAGUCUCAACCAUCAUGCAACCUUAUAAUGCUGAUCCUUCUACUUUAGUCUCUUACAACCCCAUUGAAGAUGCUGUCAAUAUUGACUGUAGUCCUUCGUAUGCUUAUUUGGAUGGUGCUGACAACUCUACUGCCACUACUCAAUCUGAAAUGUAUAUCAUUCAAUUGGUUUUAAAUCAAGGUUGGAAUGUAAUUGUUCCAGAUUGGGAAGGCCCUAAAAGUGCUUACGUUGCUGCUGAACUUAGUGCUUACCAAACUCUUGAUCUGAUAAGAGGUGCUUUACAAACUAAAAAUAUUACUGAAAUUAAUUCUGGUGCUAAAGUAGCCAUGUGGGGUUACUCUGGUGGUACCAUUGGUCCACUUUGGGCUUCUGCUUUACAAUCUAGAUACGCUCCAGACUUAAAUGAUAAUUUCAUUGGUGUUGCAGUAGGUGGUACUGUAACCAAUGUCACCGAUACUGCUGUUUUGUUAGAUGGUAAUGCUAGUGCAGGCCAAGUUGCUGCUGCGUUAGGUGGUGCUGGUGAACAGUAUCCAAGCUUCAAAACUCAAUUAUUUAAAAGUAUGAAUCCUGAUAAAGUUGACAAAUUCAAUAAAAUCUAUAAAACUUGUUUGGAUGAUUCCCAUGAAGUAUUCUUGAAUGACAACUUCUUUAGUGGUGAAGAUAAAUAUUUCCCAGAAGGUUGGGAAUUCUUACAAAUCCCAGCAAUCAGAGAUGUUUUAGAUGCUAAUACUUUGGCCAUUAAUAAAUCAGAUGAUAUUCCUCAGUUCCCAAUUUUCUUUUAUCAUGGUCAAAAAGACAUUACUGUUCAUAUUGAUACCGUAGAACGGGUUUUCAAUAACUGGUGUUCUUGGACUGAUACUCCAAUUGGAAAUAAGGAUAAUACUACUUAUACUACUAAAAAACGUGGAUUAUCUUUAGAGUUUGCAAUUGAUCAAAACAACGACCAUUAUCAACAAGCUAAACAAGGUAUUCCUGCUGCUUUCGCCUGGUUAGAUAAAAGAUUCAAAGGUGAACCUCACGUUGAUGGCUGUAGCAGAAUUGAAAGGAAAAGUAACCUUUUAUAUCCUGGGGUGGCUAAAGGUGUUAUUGAAUUCGUUGAAGCUGCUGCUAAGACUUUGGUUGGAGCUAGAAUCGGUCCAACCAAUUCUAUCUUUGACUUAUUUGCUAAUGGUAUGGAAAACUUACCCGAACUCAAUCUUGACCUUGAUCUUAAUCUCGAUCUUAAUAUCUCGCUUUGAGUCUAAUUGCUUACUUUUAUGCCAUGUUACAAUCUUAUUCUCACCUCUUUGCGCUCGAUAUAGAACUCUCCUAAACAGCUUUGUAUACUAAUUUUUUUUUAUAUUUAUUCAACCA
Molecule: messenger RNA, 1666 nt
Organism: Hyphopichia burtonii NRRL Y-1933
Lineage: Eukaryota; Fungi; Ascomycota; Pichiomycetes; Serinales; Debaryomycetaceae
Product: LIP-domain-containing protein
Exons: 1
Coding region: 58-1551 (497 amino acids)
Biological process (GO): lipid catabolic process
Molecular function (GO): triacylglycerol lipase activity
Source: RefSeq, a predicted model, not a curated record